Messenger RNA from Pollicipes pollicipes, 771 nucleotides. Its product is annotated as tetratricopeptide repeat protein 7B-like. The coding region runs from base 1 to 771 and encodes 256 amino acids. Lineage: Eukaryota; Metazoa; Arthropoda; Thecostraca; Pollicipedomorpha; Pollicipedidae. The record is from RefSeq and is a predicted model, not a curated record. The transcript has 6 exons. Gene Ontology annotation, cellular component: plasma membrane. Gene Ontology annotation, biological process: protein localization to plasma membrane; phosphatidylinositol phosphate biosynthetic process.
AUGGGUAACCUGUUUGGGUUUGGCUCUAUGGAAGGCGCGCUGGAGUACUACCUGGAGGAGAACCCGCCGAGCGAUGCCAACCAGGAGAAGGCUCGCCGCGAGCUGCGCGACGUGGAGCGGCUGCUGACAAUGGCAGCCACCUCUGACUGCCCACAGAAGAUGGACAUGAUGAUAGACGCCCACCUGCUGCUGGGCAAGGUGCACCACGCCAUGGGCCUGCACGAGGACGCUCUGCUCGACCUGUCGCGCGCCGGCCUCGACACGCUCGCCAAGCGUCAGCUGCCCACCCGCAGUCUGCGCGUGGUCGCCGAGUCGUACGCCGUGAAGGGCCUGUGCCUGGAGAAGGCGCCGCUGGCCAGCAGCAGCAAGUUCAAGGCGGCUGAGCGUGAGGAGGGCGUCAUUGGCUCUUUCGAGCUGGCCAGCGACCUGGCCCUGCUCUACCUGCAGGAGGUCGACAAGAGCUCCAACAUGCAGAGCACGUGGAGCGUGCACACAGCUGGCUCCUCCAGCUCGCCUCUACCGCCGCACCCGGAGAACCGGCUGGGCCUGAUCCUGGAGACGGCGCUGCAGAAGGCUCCCAUCCUCAUCCUCAAGGCCAAUCAGAUGCCCCGGGCCAUUCGGCGGUACAGGAUGAUCCUGGGCGCGGUGGAGACGUCGGCCACGCAGGGCGUCCGACUGGCCAUGGCCCGCCGGCUGGCCGAGAUCCUGCUCAGGGGCGUCAGCGACAAGGCUUACGAGAAGCUGGAGGCGAUCCUUGUCAGCGGUGAGUGA